Molecule: messenger RNA, 2972 nt
Organism: Echinops telfairi (small Madagascar hedgehog)
Lineage: Eukaryota; Metazoa; Chordata; Mammalia; Afrosoricida; Tenrecidae
Gene: TEPSIN
Product: TEPSIN adaptor related protein complex 4 accessory protein
Exons: 13
Coding region: 141-2189 (682 amino acids)
Cellular component (GO): trans-Golgi network membrane
Source: RefSeq, a predicted model, not a curated record
GCCCUCCGCUCCCCACCACGUCCGGUGGCGCCCACCUCGGCCCCGCAGGCCGCCAGGCGCUCGGGGAAGGUGCGGAGGCGGGCUCGCACACGACCCCACACCGUGCCCUGAGCCGACAUGAGCGCUCCGUCCCGUGUCCCAUGGGCGCCGCCAUCUUGGGUCCGUCCUCUUCCGGCGCCGGCGGCCUCGGGAGCACUCGCUUCCGCCCUGACCUUCCCUGCGCGUUCUCAUUGGCAGGUUUCGACCUUCAUCUGCGUGUCUGUUUCUGUUCUGGGACUUUUGAUUGGCUGACACUCAAAUUGUUUACCGAAGCAACGCUCGGUUUCCGCCCCUUCUGCCGCGCGAUUGGCCAGCGUAGCCAGCUCCGCGUGGUGAUUGGACAGACAUCGGCCUGGCGGAAGCGAUUCAAUCCAAAGGUGACUGGUAUCAUGGCUGCGCUGCCGCCGCUGCGGGACCGCCUGAGCUUUCUGCACCGGCUUCCCGUCCUUCUAAAAGGCACCGCAGAUGACGACGUCCCCUGUCCCGGUUACUUGUUUGAAGAGAUUGCCAACAUCUCCCACGAGUCCGUGGGGAGCAGCCAGUGCCUCCUGGAGUACCUUUUGCGACGCCUGCAGAGUAGCUCUGGCCGUGUGAAGCUCAAGGUGCUGAAGAUCCUGCUCUACCUCUGCAACCACGGCUCCUCCUCCUUCCUGCUCAUCCUCAGGCGCAACUCCGCCUUCAUCCAGGAAGCCACAGUCUUUGCUGGGCCGCCCGACCCCCUCCACGGGAGCAGCUUGUACCAGAAGGUGCGGCUGGCCGCCCAGGACUUAGGGAGCGCCCUGUUCUCAGACUCUGUGCCUACGCUGCCUGCGCCCCGGACCCCUAGGCCGCUGCCUCUUGCUGGCAUGGGCUCCCAGCCGCAGCCCCACAGUGGCGCCCUGCAGGGCUUUGGCUUCAGCCAGGAGAGGGGCCAAGGGGGCUCUGUGGGCGAGGCCCUCCUGUCCACCAUCCAGAAGGCUGCUGAGGUGGUGGCAAACGCUGUGCUGCCCGGCCGAGAGUGGCCGGGCCCCCUGAGGCCGGAGCCGGGGGUCAGCACCUACCAGCCCGCUGUGACGCCACCCGCCAGCCACAGCCAACCCCCUCCGGGGAGGCUAGCCCCCGAAGCUGGCCUGGGCAUUCGAGCUGUGAGACACCAGCCGGGGCAGCCCGGGGGCGGCUGGGAGGAGUGUGACAGCAGUCCCAGCUCCCAGGGAUCUUCCCAGAACGGCGGCCGGAGCAGAGUGUCCGACUCCGGCAGUGGCUGUGUCAGUGAGAGCCACUCGGGGACCAUCCGGGAGCUGGGGGAGCAGCUUGACAGGGUGGAAGCCCUGUCCCUGAGCGAUUGCCAACAGGAGGUGAGCCUGGUGAGGGCGCUGGUGCGGGGGCCUCGGGCCUUCCUGAGCCGGGAGGAGGUCCAGCGCUUCCUCAAGGAGUGUGGGCGGCUCAACUGUGAGGCCGUGCUGGAGCUGCUGACCCGCCACCUGGACGGGACCCCCGAGUACGAGCAGAUGAGAACCCUGUGUGCCCUGUCGGCCCUCUGCAGCUCCGACCUGCUGUCCCAGGAGCGGGUGCUUCUGCUGGCCCGGCCCAGGCUGCAGGAACUCGCAGUGCACAACCCCGGGCCCGUGGCCAGCAAGGCCACCAAGAUCCUCAGGCAUCUGGAAGCAUCCUGCCAGCAACGGCCCCUACCCUGGAAGCUCCCGGCUGAGCCCCGUCCUGCUGUGCCCCAGGGUCCUCCACCCAGGCCUCCUGACCUGCUGUCGGACGCUGUGCCUCCUCCAGGCGGCCAGCCAGCCCUGCAGCCUGAAAGCACUGCUCCCGCAGUGGGGCAGCAGCCCACCCCUGCACCCACCCUGGCCCCCCAGGAGGCAGACACAGGUGCAGCAGACUUCCCGGUGCUGGGUGCCGGGUCUGACACGCUGGUCAGAGGCCUGGAGGCUGACCCAGCCCCCAGAGGCUGCCCACAGACCCCAGCGGCUGGUGGCAGCGGCUCCUUGUUUGCUGGCAUGGAGCUGGUGGCCUGUUCCCACCCGGUGAGGGGCCGGGUUCCGGCCAAGGAGCCCCUCCUCCCCCACUCGGUGCCCGAGGCCCCCCGGACGUUGUCACCCAGGGCAGCAGCCUCAGCCACUCCUGCCUGGGAGGUGUCAGCCUUUUCGUUCCUGAACUCAUGACCCCACGCAAGCCACACCCCUCCAGGGGUCCCUGUCCUUGGCUCUCCUGCUGGGCCUCCACCCUCACCCUCCUGCAUCUGGCCAGCACUGAGCUGAGCAGGACCGGAUGUCCCCAUGAAGACCCUGCCGAUGCCCCCUGGACGUGCCCUCCGUCCCACAGGCCACUGGAGCCAGCAGGCGGGGAGGAUGGGUGGUCUGCCGUCCCAGAUCUCUGCACGUCCUGACAUCCCCCCUGGCGCUCAUGGCUUCUUGAGCCCGCUGAGGGCAGCUCCUAGGUCUCCCGGGGAUGGGGGCCAGCAGAGGGUCCAGAGUUCACGGCUCAUACAGAUCAGGGUGGGGUCAGAGUGGGUAUCGCCAAACUGCCCUGGGGUCACCUCCUUGAGUCCUGUGGGACCCACCCUAAUUAACCCCAGAGUUGAGUUGCUCAAUGUCAACAUGUGGGGGGCCCCAUCCCUCCACCCGAGCAACUUGGUUCAUGGUUCAUGGGAGACAAGGCCCUCGGUUUCCCGCUGGCUGGCUGCCUGCUAGGCCUCGCCACAGGGACUGUGUCCACUGUGGCUCUGGAAGAGGUAACUGCCUCUCCUCUGAGGGGACCGAGCUAGAGCCCUCUCCCCCAGAGCACAGCGGUCCCCCUGAUCCAGCUUGGUCUGGGGCCGUGCCAGACCUCAGUCCCUGUUGGCAUGCCCACGGAGACUGGUCUCAGAGGACCCCCCUGCCCAGCCCUGAAGCACCUCGGAGCCUUUGGGUUCACAGUUUCUAAAUAAACACUUGUUUACACAGAGA